AUGGCCGACCACGAGGAACAGGUGAUUUCGACCGAAUCCGAGCCCAGAAUCGAGGUGUUCGAUGAAGUCCAGCCAGACGGAACCAUCCUUCGCAAAAAGAGAACCACCCGUACCAUCACUAAGCGCGUCCUGACUUCUACCAACUCUUCCACAUCUGUCUCGUCCUCCUCCAAUGAGCGCAUCCAAACCAGCGCUUCGAGCACUGCACAGGAGGUCAGCCAGCAGGGCACCAUCGAAUCCAAGGCAUCGAGCGAGCAUAAGGAAUCCAAGGAGACCAAGGAGAAGGUAUCCGAGGAAAGCACAGGUGGGAGGUCCGAGGAGGCAUCAGGAACGACUGAACAGUCUAGCACAACCAGGCGAUCAUUCAAGUAUCGUAUAUUUGGAGAGGGCGAUUCCAGUCAGCAUCCAUUGUACAGGUUCUUGGCAAGGUUCCCGCUCAAGGAGUUGCCAGCACCCCACACGCGUCGUCGCCCUGUGAAGGCCAUUAUGUACGCGUACGCACCUGGAUGGACCACUGGGCAAGGGUCUCCCGCGGAGCCUUCUCAACCUGCCAUCGGAAGCUUUGAUGUUGACUCUCUCAAAUGGAUGGUGUACUUGAAAUUCAACCGCAUCGAUUUCCAAGUCAAACCUGCAUUUGAACCCGCUAUGUCUCCUUCUGGAAAGCUGCCUUUCCUGGCUCUUCCCAGCGGGAAAUAUGUCACCUCGGAUGGGUUUGAGGAAUGGGUCCAGGAAAACAGGCAGCCGUCUGCCGCUGCCCAACUGGACUUACAUGAAUCUGCAGAGGCUGUGGCUUUUAUCACUUUGGCCGAAUCCAAGAUCCAUGCCGCCCUUUUUUAUACCUUGUGGUUUGAAUCUGCUCAUUUCAACACCACAACUCGUCAGCACUAUUUUGGCCACCACAACUGGAUCCUCGCCAUCCUACUCUCGUAUCUUGAGAAAUCCAACGUCGCCAACUCAAUGCUACUCACUCGUACACAGAUCGACAGGGAAUUGAUCUUCGAAGAGGCUGCCACGGCAAUCGAAGCUCUGGCUAUUCAGUUGGGCAAGGACGAAUACUUUUUCGGAAAGAGCGAGCCCUCGAGUCUGGAUGCUGUCACCUUCUCGUACCUGCAUGUCAUUUUGACUCUGCCCAAGGUCAGAAAUGCAGAAGAUGCUGGUCGGUCGGGUGAGUUGGCCAGGAUCGUGAGGAAACACGAGAACUUGUACAGGUACUCCCAGAACAUCUGGAAGACAUGGUUCACAUAG
Molecule: messenger RNA, 1245 nt
Organism: Gamsiella multidivaricata
Lineage: Eukaryota; Fungi; Mortierellomycota; Mortierellomycetes; Mortierellales; Mortierellaceae
Exons: 3
Coding region: 1-1245 (414 amino acids)
Biological process (GO): mitochondrion organization
Cellular component (GO): SAM complex
Source: RefSeq, a predicted model, not a curated record